CGAAAGUUGGGAUUAUAAUUCUCCUGAAAGUAGGAGCAGAAAAUGGUUUUCUUACAUAUGCCUCGUUGCUAGUAAUAAUCAAUUUGACAGCUGGGUUGCAGACACAUAAAAUCUGUGAUGUCGAUGGUUGAAUCACACAAACUAGCGGAAUGGAUGCUACUCAGAUGAUCAGUGACUCAAUCUUGGAGUCAGAUGAGGAAGAUAAUGAAGAGGAGAUCGAAAAUAAGAGGGGACGACCGUUGGCUAAACUGUGCAUCUUGAAAAAUAAACACAUACCUGAGGCAGAGUUUCCCCUCUUUUUGGGUGAUAAUGUGCUUGGCCGUGACCCCAACUCCUGCACUGUGCCCUUGCCGGCAUCCUCAGUGUCCAAACAGCAUGCUACUAUCUGCCUUUGUGUGUACCGGAGACGUGCCUGUCGCAGUGAAGUGGACAUGGAAGCUUUGGUUUGGGACUUAGGGAGCAUGAAUGGGACCCGCAAGGGCCGCUUAAAGCUGACUCCUAAUGUACGCUAUGCCCUCAGUGAAGGUGACAGUUUGGUGGUGGCGGACAUCCCGUGUCAGUUUGUCAUUUGUGGCGUAGACUCUUCUCAGGGGGACGCAAGCUCUCCUCUGAGACAAAAUUCAGGGGUAAAGACCAAGUUGCCAGAUGCCUCGGGAGAAAAGGGAGAUGACACAAGCACAGACAGCAAGAAAUGUGUCAAUGGAGGGACAGAGACUCCUGUCAGAGCCAGCUGCCUGACCUUUGAGCAAACUCCCCAUCAGCCACAGGGGACCUUGGUCCCAGAAUCUGACUCAGACUCAGACAGCGAAACAGGAGUAAGAGGAGAAAGAAGACGAAGGACUCUAGUGUCUGAUUCUGACUCCCAUAAAUCCAGCCCCAUCAGCUCGUCAUUCUUGAGUCCCCCAAACAAAGUUGUCCCUGAAAGUGACAAUGAAAGCCCCAUGACAGUCUCGUCUUCCUCUAAAAAUAAACCAAACAGACAUGACAGCUUCACCACACAGGAGACAGAUGUAGAUGCGGCGCGACAGCAGUUGGAGGAAAAAAAAGUGGUUGCACUUGUGGAGGACAGUGAAGAGGAGGAAGAAAGAGCAGUGCAAGCGGGGACAAAGUCUCUGAAAGGGGGUUGGCAUAUGCCAGUGGAAAAGGAAAGCAAUGCCAGUUUUACAGGAGACGGUGAAUUGUCAACACCAGCAGUCUCUACAGACGCAAUCCCUGCAUUUAACAUGGACAGUGACACUGAUGUGGAGGGAGAGGACGAAGAAGUGGCAUCAGCGGGGCCUGUGACCUUGAAUACAAACCAACAAGUUGAUCAACCUCCAAAGACGGCCCAGUUUCACAUGGACAGUGACACAGAUAUCGAUGAGGAUGAUGAUGCUUCAGGUAAAGCUCCCAAAGCUCUGCCUUCUUCUGAUGAGAACGCCAAAACUCCUCAUGCUGUUUCAGUUAUUCCACCUGAAGGCGUCACCAUGGACAGCGACACUGAUGUGGACGAUGAUGGGGUCGUGUCAGACGCUGCCACAAAAGCAGGACCGACAGUAUGUCAGAGUGCGCACACAGCAGACUCUGCUUUUUCAGUGCAGGCAGAAGAUUUUCACCUCCACAGUGACACUGAUGUAGAUGAGGACGAAGCAAAAAAUACAACAGAUGAAACACCUAAUAAAUCAGAUAUAAAGCUUACAGCUCUUAAAUCUGCUCCUGUGGCUCCUGACAACCUGCAGGUAGAGAGUGACACGGAUGACGAGGCUCUCCCUGUCCCUGCCACCAGUAAACCCUCAGUGGUCGCUGCUGUUGCAGAUUCACGCCCCACUGCAGUUGCAGAUGCUGAUUUGGAGAUUCUCUCUGACAGCGACACAGAUGUGGAAGAUGCAUCUCUUCUGGCUAUACCUGUUGGUGUCACAACCUUGUCAGCUUCUCCUGGCCCAACUUUAAAGGCUUCUCUGGCAGAUUCUGAUGCAGAUACAGAUGUGGAUGAAUCUAGCGUGCCCCCUGUUGGGGAUGAGGCUAAACCAGCUGAUGUCAGAGUCGACGGCGAUACAGAAGAUAAGAAGUCAGAUAUUGGAGAAGAAGGUGAGGACCAGGUGCCCAGGCUGCACAGGGAAACUACACCUGGGUUGCUGGCUCCCCUUCUGCAGAACUGCUCCACUCCUGUGCAGAUGUCAGAUGAAGAAGUGGAAGACAUGGCAACUCAAGCCUUCGUCAGUCCCUCUUCAGGUUCAUUAAGGCGAGCGGCAGUGCCUGCAGUAAGACCUGUAGUAUUGUCGUCCUGCUCAGACAUCCAGGAGGAGGAGGAUUUUGCUGUGGCUGAGACGCAGUCCUUUACAUUUCAGAGCCGUGACCGUGUGAGCAGUGAGGAACCAACCCAAGCUUUUGUACUUGAGUCUUCUUGUGACAAUAAAAAUGACCAAUCUACCAAAGAAGAGUCUUUCCAACUGGGACUGUCUGACAGCAGCCACCUGCAGUGUCCAGACCAAGCUUUAGCUAUGGAGAACACCCAAGCUUUUGUUUCUGUGGAGAGGGGUGUGAACCUGGAAGAUACCCAAGCAUAUGCAGCCAUGUCAGCUGCAGACAGAUCCUCUGCAGAAAAUGACGCGAACCUGGAGGCCACACAGGACUAUGUAGAAGAUAAAGAGACUGAGCGAUAUCAAGUAGAUGUGGCCUUAGAAGCAACACAGGUAUAUGUGGCAGAGCCGUACAGUCACGCUGAGGAUGAUGCAGAUGAUGAUGCUUGUGAGACACAGCCUUCAGACUUUACUGCCUCUUCUACUCUUGCCAUAGCAGAAACCCAACCAAUGUUGCCUAUUGCAGGAGAGGAGGAUCUGGCAGCUGAAAAUCCAGUUUGCUCUGUUCAACAAAUUCAGCCGAGAUCCCUCAAGGAGGAUGGUCCAAAGGCAGCUCAGCCUCAGGAGAAGGGCCUCAGCGACGCUCAGUCUGUAACUGAAACUCAGCCCGUGUGUACAAGUGACAGUGAAGCAAGUGAUGAUGAAGGCUCAUUUCCAGCUCAGCGAAACAGAACAGCAAAGCCACUGCCACUUGAAGAAGCGCAGACACAAGAUCUCACUUGUUCAGAGUUGUCGGUUUCUGAAACCCAGCCAAUGCACGGUGGAAUUGCUGAAACCCAGCCCAUGGCUACAUGUGACGAUGAUGAUGAAGACUCAAUGCCAGGCCCGAGAAAAAGGAAAGCAAAGCAGCUUCAUCUUGAAGAAGAGGAGACGCAACCUGUCGCAGACUCUGAGCUCUCCACUGCUGAAACCCAGCCCGUGGCUACAUGUGAUGAUGAUGAUGAAGACUCAAUGCCAGGCCCACGAAAAAGGAAAGCAAAGCAGCUGCAGCCUGAAGAAGAGAUGCAAACCCUUGCUAGUUCUGAAGUCUCUGCUCUGGAAACUCAGCCCUUGAGUACAAAUGAAGGCCAGCAAAGUGAUGAAGAGGAUGUGAUUGCAUGCACUCGGAAAAGAAAAGCCAAGCCACUUCAGCUUGAAGAGGAGCAGACGCAGCCCCUCACUAGUGCUGAUGUUGAAACCCCGGCAGUAGUGACAGGUAAAUGUGAUGAUAAGGACUCAAUUCCAGGUCCACGGAAAAGAAAGGCAAAGCAGAUGAAGCUUGAAGAAAAGACACAGCCAGUCGAUAAUUCUAAAAUGACCCAUGUUGAAACUCGACCCUUGACAACAAAAACUGGAUUAUCGCCUUCAGAAGAAUCUGAAGCGGGAACCAGUGGAGCUUGUGUUCCAAAUUUAAGAGUGACAAGAGCAAAACCGAGAGAAGAGGAAGAUCAGGUGGCGUGUCCUGGACCAUCCAAGAGGCAGACUAGAGGAAGGAGUGGAAAACCUUUGUCUGAUGGUGACAACAAUAAGGAGAUGGUAAAACGGGCUAGAGGGAGAAAGAUAACGAAGCAGCAGAAACAUGAUGGUGAGGAAGAGGAUGAAACACCGGUAAGAGAAAGAAACAAGCAGGCUGUGAAUAAGAGCCUGAUAAAGCAACAAGAUGGGAAAGAUAGAGAGGAGGAAGAUGGUGCCGAUCUCAGACAAGAAAGAGAAGAAAAUGAUAACGAAAGGAGGACGACUGAUGAAAGAAAGAAGCAUCAGGAUGAGAUAGAAAUGCAACUAAUGGAAGAGAAGUUAGAAACAGAAGGAAGAGUAAAUAAAGAACAAGAAAGAUUGCAGGCUGAAGAUGCAGCGAGAGCAGAGAGAGAAAUCAAGGAGAAGGAAGAACAACAGAAAAUAGAGUCUGAAAGGAUUGAAAGAGAAGAGCGGGAGAGGUUAGAAAGAGAAGAAAAAGAGAGAUUAGAAAGGGAACGAAAGGAACAAGAAAAAGAAACUGCAAAGAGAGAACAAGAAGAGAGGCUUGAGCGGGAGCAACAACUGCAAGCAAGACUCGAGAGAGAAGAAAGGGAAAUGGAGGAGAGAGAGAGAGUGGAGAAAGAAAAAGAAGCCCAAGAAAAACAGUUGAAAGAACUGGAAGAAAAGAAAGAGGAACAAGACAAAUCCAAAACGCCUUCAAGAGGCCGAAGAACAACCAGAAGAACUAUUGCUUCACAGAGCACAGCAGAGCCAGACCAAGACUCAACUGUAUCAACCAAUGACGAUUUCCCAGCAAGGAGAACCAGAUCACGCUCAAACUCCUCCAACUCGGUCAGCUCGGAGAGGUCUGCUUCAAGUGUCCACGCCCAGGAAAGCAAGGGCAGAGGGAGAGGGCGAGGGCGAGGGACGAGGGAGACCAGUGAGACACCCCAGAAACCCGUCGCCAGAAGCAGCAAUCGAAGGACCACUGUGGCUGCAGGGGCCGUAGAGCACGAGCCUGACUCGUCCAACUCACUAGCCCCUGAGGUUUCAAGCUGCAGCGUGAGCUCUCAUAACAGAGGAAGAGGAGGCAGGCAGCGAGGAAGAGCGAGGAAAACAGAACAUGACCCAGACUCUAUCCCUUCUGUUAGUCAGAGUCAAAGUGAUCAGAAUUUAAGCCCUGCCAGGGGAAGAAAGGGCAAGAAAGCUGAGGAGUCCUCCAAUGAGGCUCUCCAUAAAAAUGGUAAAGAGGACUCUCAGCCGGCUACAACCACUAGAGGGCGACAACAACCCAGUGCAGCUACAGAUGAGGAAGACCAGUCGAAGCAAGAGGAAGCAUGCACCAGCGAGGAAUCGCUACCUAAAAGAAAUGUCAGGGGCAGAGGUCAGAGAGCAGUGAAGAGUGAAACUGUGGAGAAACCAGUUGCUCCUGCGGUCAGUGAUGAUGAUGAGGCUAAAGAUAAAAGAAAAGCAACGAGAGACUUGGAGGCAAAUACUGGAGCAGAUCUCAGCUGCAGCAAAAGGAAAGAAAGAUCUUCAAAAACGGCAGAAACAGACGAGGAAGAAGGAAAAGGCAAAACAAACGAUGAGAUUCCUGUUAGUUUACAAGGGAAGAAAAGAGGUAGAGCAUCCACCGCUCAGGCAAAGAAGAGCGCAAAAGAGUGUCUCUCAGAGGUGAAGGAGGAGGAGAGAGAAAAGAUGGAGGGUGAGACUGUGGAGAAAAAAGUCAGAGGUCGACAAUCAGCGGUCUCGAGAAAGAAGAAAGAGGAGCUGGAAGAAAGUGGAACAUCUUUAACUGCCACAAAUCAAGAUGCAAAUUUGGAGGCAUCAGAGCCCCAGACUCCAACCAGCAACGCAUCCCGGAAGCGGCAAGCUCCUGCAAAUUUCUCUCCCGUGGCAAAGAGUCCUCGCUCCUCCUCUGCAUCCCCAGCAGCAAGUGGUCGACUACAAACUGAAGGCCAGGCAUACAAGGUUCUGUUUACGGGGGUGAUGGAUGAAGCAGGGGAGAAAGUGUUGGCGCGCUUAGGCGGCAGCUUGGCUAAAGGUGUGGGAGACAUGAACUGCCUUGUGACUGACAAAGUGCGCAGGACUGUCAAAUUCCUUUGUGCACUGGCCAAAGGCAUUCCAAUCGUCACUACAGACUGGCUGGAAAAGAGUGGCAAAGCUGGGAGCUUCCUGUCUCCCUCCUCCUUUAUUGUUAAGGAUCCUGAGCAGGAGAAGAAGUUUAAUUUCUCCUUGCACGAGUCUCUAAGGAUUGCCAGCAGCCAGCCUCUCUUAAAGGGAUACGAGGUCCAUGUUACUAGAUCGGUUAAGCCAGAGCCAGUUCACAUGAAGGACAUCAUUUCCUCCAGUGGAGCUACCUUUCUACCAAAGAUGCCCUCUUCUAAUAAGCCUCACACUGUCGUGGUUUCCUGCGAGGAGGACUGGUCUCUGUGUCGCCCGGCUCUGUCUGCAUCUCUCCCUGUCGUCACCGCUGAGUUCAUCCUCACAGGGAUCCUGCAGCAGAAACUCGAUUUUCAGUCCCACACACUCUCGCCUUCCACAGCAAAUGUACAACCUGCAGGUGGCAGAGGAAGGGGCAGGAGGAAGACUUAGUACUCCCGGAGCAAAAAUACAGUGACUGUCUGUGUAUGAAAUCUUUAGCUGUGAGGUUUGUCCGUCAUUUCUGGAUACACUUUAAAACUGUAGACCGGUAAAACACCUGUUUAGCUAUUGGACUGUGAAAGACUGUAUUGAAUGUAUUGUCGAUUGUCCACUGAUGUAAAUGCGUAAUUUACAGACGUCAGUGCUGGAAGAAUGUGAAUUAUUUGACUGUCCAUCAUCAAAUAUUUAAAACUAAUUUUUAACUUUCCAAGAGAAUGAACUGAGAAACAAACAGAAAAGUAGUUAACUUAAGACAUUUUGGAAGAAUGGUGAAAACUUUCUUUUUAAGCUUGUUUGUGCAGUCUUUUUCUUUUGCCUUAUACACACAAACACAUUGAAACUGUUAAAGCUACCUCCCCUCUACUUCAAACCCUUCUUUUUUUAUGUAGAAACAAGCAGAGCAGGAAAUUAACACUGCUAAACUGCUGGUACCCUCCAUGUGUGCUAACUGCUUCAGCUCAAUCAGCCUGUUUGGCAGGUAACCAACCUUGAAGAGGGAGUUUGUGUAAAUCAUGGUGGAUGGGAGAAUAGAUGUGGAGAUGGUGUCUGUUAUGGUAUCCAACAGCCUUGUAGUCAGAGGAAAAAAGCUCGUUUCCGGCCUACAUAAGAAGUUCAUAGUGCCUUUUUAAAUGGAGAUAAUGACGAAGCUACCCACGUGUCUUUCUGGGGUUUUUUUCUGUCUCCAUUAACCACCACCAUCUACUCCAUUAAGGCCUUAUCCCAUCCUGUUCCUCCAGAGAGAACAAGACAGACUGCGGAUGUACCUUCUGCAUCAACGCCUUUGUGGUGUUUGUUCUCACCAUCGAUGUCUGUUUGCUUUAUAUGUGGAUGUGUAUUUUUUGUGUAAUGCACAAAGCUUGAUUACUGACCCACUGUCA
Messenger RNA from Maylandia zebra (zebra mbuna), 7294 nucleotides. NCBI's taxonomy places the organism in Eukaryota, Metazoa, Chordata, Actinopteri, Cichliformes, Cichlidae. The record is from RefSeq and is a predicted model, not a curated record.